CUGCUGCUGUCCAGGGCAGGCUCUGACGGGCCGCCUCGGUGGCGCCGCUCGGUCCAGGAUGGCUGCGGUGGUUGUAAACAAGCCGGGAGCGGGGCUAGACGGUGGCCGGCAGGGCAGCCGGGGGACGGCGGUGGUGAAGGUUCUUGAGUGUGGAGUCUGUGAAGAUGUCUUCUCUCUGCAAGGAGACAAAGUCCCCCGUCUUCUUCUCUGCGGCCACACAGUCUGUCAUGACUGUCUCACUCGCCUGCCUCUUCAUGGAAGAGCAGUACGUUGCCCAUUUGAUCGUCAAGUGACAGACCUAGGAGAUUCCGGUGUCUGGGGAUUGAAAAAAAAUUUUGCUUUGCUGGAGCUUUUGGAACGAUUGCAAAAUGGACACAUUGGUCAGUAUGGGAAUGCAGAGGAAGCCUCUGGGACAUCUGGAGAGAGCCUCAUUCGUUGUGAUGAAGAUGAAGCUCAUGUCGCAUCGGUAUAUUGCACUGUGUGUGCAACUCACUUGUGCUCAGAGUGUUCGCAAGUCACUCAUUCCACAAAGACUCUAGCGAAGCACAGGCGAGUGCCCCUAGCUGAUAAACCUCAUGAGAAAACCAUGUGUUCUCAGCACCAGGUGCAUGCUAUUGAGUUUGUGUGCUUGGAAGAAGGUUGUCAAACUAGCCCACUCAUGUGCUGUGUCUGCAAAGAAUAUGGAAAACACCAAGGUCACAAGCAUUCAGUAUUGGAACCAGAAGCUAACCAGAUCCGAGCAUCAAUUUUAGAUAUGGCUCACUGUAUACGGACAUUCACUGAGGAAAUCUCAGAUUACUCCAGAAAAUUAAUUGGAAUUGUUCAGCACAUAGAAGGAGGAGAACAAAUAGUGGAAGAUGGAAUUGGAAUGGCUCACACAGAACAUGUACCAGGUACUGCGGAAAAUGCUCGAUCCUGUGUGCGAGCUUAUUUUUCUGACCUACAUGAAACGCUUUGUCGUCAAGAAGAAAUGGCUCUCAGUGUUGUUGAUGCUCAUGUCCGUGAAAAGCUGAUUUGGCUCAAGCAACAGCAAGAAGACAUGACUAUUCUGUUGUCCCAGGUUUCAACAGCCUGUCUGCACUGUGAAAAGACUUUGCAGCAGGAUGAUUGCAGAGUUGUCUUGGCAAAACAGGAGAUCACAAGGUUGUUAGAAACCUUGCAGAAGCAGCAGCAGCAGUUUACAGAGGUUGCGGAUCAUAUUCAGUUGGAUGCCAGCAUUCCUGUCACUUUUACAAAGGACAAUAGAGUUCAUAUUGGACCCAAAAUGGAAAUCCGAGUUGUUACAUUAGGAUUAGAUGGUGCUGGAAAAACUACUAUUUUGUUUAAAUUAAAACAAGAUGAGUUCAUGCAGCCUAUUCCAACAAUUGGUUUUAAUGUGGAGACCGUAGAAUAUAAGAAUCUAAAGUUCACUAUUUGGGAUGUAGGUGGAAAGCAUAAAUUAAGACCAUUAUGGAAACAUUAUUACCUCAAUACACAAGCUGUUGUGUUUGUUGUUGAUAGCAGUCAUAGAGACAGAAUUAGUGAAGCACACAGUGAACUUGCAAAGUUGUUAACGGAAAAAGAACUCCGCGAUGCUUUGCUGCUGAUUUUUGCUAAUAAACAGGAUGUUGCUGGAGCAUUGUCAGUAGAAGAAAUCACAGAACUCCUGAGUCUCCAUAAACUCUGCUGUGGCCGAAGUUGGUACAUCCAGGGCUGUGAUGCUCGAAGUGGUAUGGGGCUCUAUGAAGGACUGGACUGGCUCUCCCGGCAACUUGUAGCUGCUGGAGUAUUGGAUGUUGCUUAACUUUAAUGCAGCAUUUGUGUCAACCUGGUAGUUAAAAGUCACUUUGCACAUAAUACAUUUUAAGAAAUUCUAUAUCAAAUAUGAUAGUUAAUUUAGGAUGUAUAUAUAAGAAUCUUGGGAUGGAAACUUAAAUAUGUCAUUGCUUUUAAAAAUUAUUCCCUGUUAAGAUUUAAUGAGCACAUUAGGUUGGUCUAAAUAAAGGUGUCUUUGAUAUGAAUUUUCUCAAGAAAUACAUUAGGUAUUAAAGGUUUUCAGAUCACAUAGGACCCUACAUCGGGAAGACAUUGUCACUGAAGAAAAGUGUACAUGAAGGUUACUUCUUCUGGUGAAAAAGUAGCCAGUGGAGCCCCUGUGAAAGGAGGGAAGUAGAGCUUCUUUCACCUGCCUUCUCACUAAAUUUUGGCAUUGCUAGGCAGUCGACAUGGCACUUGUAUAAUAGAAUCUAAGAUGCUUUGGGUAAUAGGAUUAUUUUACUUUCAUGUUCUAUAUAACAAUACUUUUAAUGCUGAGAACUAUACUAGAGAAAAUUAAUAUUUUAUACAGUUUUAUUAAAAUUUUCUCCUCAAGCAUUUUCCAUAAAACACAUGGAAAAUGAAAUAUAACUAAGCCUGAUCAUCAGAUUAAUGUUAAACCGAAGAAUAAAAAAGCUGUGAAAGCUAUUUUAGCUUUACUUAUGAAAGAACCACAGGACUGGACCAUGGUUGAUCUCCUUGGUCAGAGCCCUAUGUUGGUCCUUCUGUUUUUCAACACACUUAUAUUUCUUUCUAAUAAUAGAUCUUUUGUGAAGAAGACUGUUUGUGAAAUGUACAGUCACAUGAAGAAUGAGGUCAGUUCUCCAUAAACACUUAAGAGACCUGAAUAGAAAAUACCUUUACUUUAGGAAAAGUUACUCAAACAAUGGGGGAAUGCCAGUUUAUUAUUCAAAAACAUUUCUCAUGAUUAGUGCUUGACCAUAAAACAUGAUGAUCAAGACACUUUAUGGCAAGUCUUCAGUAAAUAGGAAGAAUAUAUCUAAAGAAAAAGAAAUAUUCAAAAAGUUUACAUGUAUUGUGCAGUAUUAUGAGUAAAGGUUAUAAAAUUUCUUUACUGUUUCUUGUUUAUAAAGGAUACUCUUAGUGUAGAAACACCAUUUAUUAUAUUUAAAUAGCUAGGUUUUCUGUUUGCUUUCAAUGCUCUACUUUAGAAUGAAGCUGAGACUUAAAUCUUAUUAGUUCUAUUGGUACACAGACAAUGAUGUCUGGUGACAAGAUGUGAUUAAUUUGUAAAUGGCACUGUCUGGUUCAAGCUUUUCAAAUGUUCUUUUGUUUUUUUAAAUAACAAAACUUUUAGAAAGUCCCAUCUGUGUAAUGGGCAAUAUGUAAAUAAAUAAAUAAAAUAUUUCAUCUUUUUCAAAUUGAAGGUCAUGCUGUUACAAGUAGUUUGAGUCCAUAAGUAAUACUUUGGAAUUAAAUUAUUUAAUAUUUGAUUUCAGUAACUGUGAAAAAUAAAGGUAUUGCAUUUGCUUGUGA
Jaculus jaculus (lesser Egyptian jerboa) is the source of this 3291-nucleotide messenger RNA. It is a transcript of the gene Trim23, whose product is annotated as tripartite motif containing 23. Gene Ontology annotation, cellular component: cytoplasm; plasma membrane; lysosomal membrane. The transcript is spliced from 11 exons. The record is from RefSeq and is a predicted model, not a curated record. Lineage: Eukaryota; Metazoa; Chordata; Mammalia; Rodentia; Dipodidae. Gene Ontology annotation, molecular function: GTP binding; zinc ion binding; GTPase activity. Gene Ontology annotation, biological process: intracellular protein transport; vesicle-mediated transport. The coding region runs from base 59 to 1783 and encodes 574 amino acids.